ACGCAAUCCAAAACUAGAGGUGAGGCUUUUCUUGUCAAAACAUAUUUAAGCAAAAUACAAAAUGUAAAUGCAUGAACUUGCCAAAGCACUUGUUAGCAACUACCAACACAUUCUAAUUGGUUCAGAAGUCUGAAUUCACUGAGUUCAAAUCAUCAAAUGGGCUCCAUCCCCUGUACUCACCCUAUACUUCCUCAUAUUUUCACCGGAUCAAGCAUACCCAGAUCCUUGCUCUUGAAGCACAAUCAACGAUGGUGGAAUUUGAGCAGUUGGGCUUCUAGCUUUGAUGCAGCAGAAAGUUUAUCUAAUGAUCAAAGUUCAUCUCAUUUGGAAAAUCAAAAUGCGUCUCUGAAUUCAGUUUUUGGCACAUUAGAUGCCAAAAUAACCCCAGAAACCAUUAACUUUUUUGUUAGUGAUGCUGAAGGUGACCCUGAUUGCCCAACCAAAGGUUAUUCUUCUAUUCAUCAGGCUCUCAUCACCCUUAAACAAGGAAAGUUUGUGAUUGUUGUAGAUGAUGAAAAUGAAGAUGAAGGGAAUUUAGUAAUGGCAGCAUCCUUAGUGAGUCCCCAAGCCAUGGCCUUUAUGGUUAAACAUGGAACAGGAAUUGUUUCUGUUGGGAUGAGGGGAGAAGAUCUUGAAAGAUUAGAGCUUCCUCUUAUGACACCGGAUAGCGAAAAUGCAGACUCUGCUGCUCCUACUUUUACUGUCACUGUGGAUGCUAAAGUAGGCAUCACAACUGGAGUAUCAGCUUCGGAUAGAGCAAAAACAGUUGCUGCUCUUGCAUCUCCGAACUCUAAGGCUGAAGAUUUCAGGAGGCCUGGUCAUGUUUUUCCCCUCAAGUAUAAAAAUGGUGGGGUUCUAAGGAGAGCAGGACAUACUGAAGCUUCUGUUGAUUUGGUUAUGUUGGCUGAAUUAAGACCAGUUUCAGUUCUUUCAGCCAUUAUUGAUCAACAUGAUGGUUCAAUUGCCUCUUUAACCACUUUAAGAAAACUAUCUUUGGAGCACAACAUUCCUAUUGUCUCCAUUACUGAUUUAAUCAGAUAUAAGAGAAAGAGGGAGAGGUUGGUAGAAAGAACAGCGGUUUCAACGAUUCCUACAAACUGGGGACAAUUUGAAGCUUAUUGCUAUAACUCAAAGCUAGAUGGAAUAGAACACAUAGCUCUUGUAAAGGGAGACAUAGGAAAUGGUGAAGACAUCCUAGUAAGAGUUCAUUCAGAGUGCUUAACAGGUGAUGUAUUUGGUUCAGCACGAUGUGACUGUGGAAAUCAGCUAGCUUUAGCAAUGGAGCUGAUUGACAAAGCUGGAAGAGGAAUUUUACUUUAUCUACGAGGUCAUGAAGGGAGAGGAAUAGGCUUAGGUCAUAAACUCCAAGCUUAUAACUUGCAAGACCAAGGCCAUGACACCGUUGAAGCUAAUCUCCAACUUGGACUGGAAGCUGAUGCUCGUGAUUAUGGUAUUGGUGCACAGAUUCUGAGGGAUAUUGGAGUUCGAACAAUGAGGCUAAUGACCAAUAAUCCAGCAAAAUUCACUGGCUUAAAAGGCUAUGGCUUGGCUGUGAUAGGAAGAGUUCCUGUGUUAACACCUAUAACUGACCAAAACAGAAGAUACUUGGAAACAAAGCGGGUUAAGAUGGGCCAUAUAUAUGGAUCUGAUAUACAACAAUCAUUGCCGGGUUUCAUUGAUCCGAAUCUUAUAAACUCGGAUACACAACAGAGUGCUGAAGAAACAAAUUGAACCUUUUUUUUAGUAUAUACUCCGUACAUAAAAGCCUUCUACACACCAUUUUUCUUUCCGAAGCAUAUAACCUUUUCUUUGUGGAAGAAAAGGUUUAUGUGAAUUAUUCUUCCACGUAAACAACGAACAAAAGAAAAAUAACAGUAUCAAGUACAGUGUACAGCAUAUCAAAUAUCAAAUGGCCAAUGCAACAUAAUACUCCCAAGUUUCUGAAUGAACGAUAAUUUCCGAUUCCAUGUUUCA
Molecule: messenger RNA, 1974 nt
Organism: Spinacia oleracea (spinach)
Lineage: Eukaryota; Viridiplantae; Streptophyta; Magnoliopsida; Caryophyllales; Amaranthaceae
Product: monofunctional riboflavin biosynthesis protein RIBA 3, chloroplastic
Exons: 7
Coding region: 157-1731 (524 amino acids)
Biological process (GO): riboflavin biosynthetic process
Cellular component (GO): cytosol
Molecular function (GO): 3,4-dihydroxy-2-butanone-4-phosphate synthase activity; GTP cyclohydrolase II activity
Source: RefSeq, a predicted model, not a curated record